GCUCGGCCCCGCAGCCCUUCCCAGCCCGCCGGCUGCCGGGCCAGCGCGAGCCGCGAUGCCCGCCGCCUCCUUGCUCCUGCCCCUGCUCCUGCUCUGGCUCGGGCUGGUGCCCGCGGCUCUUCCGCUGCUGGAUACAAGUACGUUUUUAAUAUAUAAUGAGGAUCACAAGCGCUGUGUAUUAGCUCAGAGUUCUAGCUCAGUGAUAACCGCCCCUUGCAAUCAGGAGAAUGAGUCCCAAAAAUUCAGGUGGGUUUCUGAUUACCAUCUUAUGAGCAUGACAUUGAAAUUAUGCUUGGGCGUACCUUCAAAGAAAGACUGGGUUCGAAUCACUCUGUAUCCUUGUGACAAGACAAGUGAACUUCAGAAAUGGGAAUGCAGAAAUGAGACACUUUUCGCAAUCCAAGGAGAAGAUUUAUUUUUCAACUAUGGCAACAAACAGGAAAAGAAUAUUAUGCUUUACAAGGGAUCAGGCCUGUGGAGUAGGUGGAAGAUCUAUGGAACCACAGAUGAUUUGUGUUCUCGGGGCUAUGAAGAUCUCUUUUCACUACUGGGCAAUGCCAAUGGAGCACCCUGUGUAUUCCCUUUCAAGUUCGAUAGCCAAUGGUACGCUGAGUGUACAGAUGAUGGAAGAUCAGAUGGCUGGCUCUGGUGUGGAACAACGUCAGACUUUGAUGUAGACAAGAUGUAUGGAUUUUGUCCACUGAAAUUUAGUGGCAGUGAUACAUUGUGGAAUAUGGAUCCUUUGACAGGAGCCCAUUACCAGAUAAACUCCCAGUCAGCACUAACAUGGCACCAGGCAAGAAAAAGCUGUCAUCAGCAGAAUGCAGAAUUAUUAAGUAUCACAGAGUUGCAUGAACAAACGUACCUGGCAGGAUUAACUGGAAGAUUGAGUGCUGCGCUCUGGUUUGGUCUUAAUAGUCUGAAUUUCAACAGUGGAUGGCAAUGGAGUGGGGGCAGUCCUUUCAGAUACUUAAACUGGGUCCCAGGAAGCCCUUCUCCAGAGCCGGGAAAAAUCUGUGCAGCAUUAAAUCCAGCAAAAGGUGCAAAAUGGGAAAACCAAGAGUGUAAUCAGAAACUUGGCUACAUUUGUAAAAGAGGAAAUGCCACUUUAGAGUCUUUCAUUAUUCCUUCAGAGACUGAUAUGCCUAUUACGUGUCCUACUCAAUGGAUGUCAUAUGCGGGUCACUGUUACCUAAUUCACAAAGACCUCAAAAUAUGGAAAGAUGCCCUAACUUUUUGUAGGAAGGAGGAUGGAGAUUUGGCGAGUAUCCAUAAUGUUGAAGAGUACAGCUUUAUUGUUUCUCAGCUUGGGUACCAGCCAAAGGAUGAGCUGUGGAUUGGACUGAAUGACAAUAAGGUUCAAAUGUAUUUUGAAUGGAGUGAUGGCAGUCCUGUGACAUACACUAAAUGGUUGCGUGGAGAACCAACCCAUGCAAAUAAUAGGCAAGAAGAUUGUGUUGUCAUGAAAGGAAAGGAUGGGUAUUGGGCAGAUCAUGCAUGUGAAAAAAAACUUGGAUACAUUUGUAAAAGGAAACCUUUGGGAGAAGCUCCAAAGGAAGAGGAGAUUGUUGAAGAAGGCUGCCAGAGAGGCUGGAAAAGACAUGGUUUUUAUUGUUACCUGAUUGGAAGUACAUUUGCAUCGUUUCCUGAAGCUAAUCAGACCUGUGGAAGAAACCAGGCUAACCUAGCUAGUGUUGAAGACAGAUAUGAACAAGCCUAUCUGACUAGUCUGAUUGGGUUGAGGCCUGAAAAAUAUUUUUGGAUUGGCCUUUCAGAUAUACAAGAAAAAGGGACUUUCAAGUGGACAAGUGGUGAAUCUGUCUUAUUCACCCACUGGAAUUCAGAAAUGCCUGGAAGAAAGCCUGGUUGUGUUGCUAUGAGAACUGGAAUUGCAGGUGGAUUAUGGGAUGUUAUAAAAUGUGAAGAAAAGGCAAAAUUUCUCUGCAAACAGUGGGCUGAGGGAGUGACACCUCCACCUGUACCUACAACAACUCCUGUCCCCACGUGCCCUGGUGGUUGGGAUUCAAAUAAUCGCAUCAGCUUCUGUUUCAAACCUUAUUCAAGAGAACAAAAGAAAACUUGGUUUGAAUCUCAAGAUUUUUGUAGAGCUAUAGGAGGAGAUCUGGCCACGGUUAAUGGUAAAGAAGAACAGUAUGCAAUAUGGCGCUCUAUAGCAAACAGUGGAUUGUAUCAUCAAAAUUUCUGGAUUGGUUUAUUUUACUUGAAUCCUGAUGAUGGAUUUUCCUGGAGUGAUGGUUUUCCAGUAAGGUAUGAAAACUGGGCCUUUGGAGAGCCAAAUAAUUAUCAAGGAGUUGAACUUUGUGUGGAGCUUACUGGAGAUUCUAGCAUGCUAUGGAAUGACAGGCACUGUGAUUAUUUACAUGCCUGGAUUUGUCAAAUAAAAAAAGGAGCAACAGUAAAACCUGAACCAACGGAAUCUCCUGCUCCCAAAUAUAAGAUUACUAGUGAUGGAUGGAUUAUAAAUAAAGACAAGCAGUACUAUUUCAGCACGGACAGUGUUCCUAUGGAAAAAGGUCGGGAAUUCUGCAAGAAGAAUUUUGGUGAUCUUGCUGUCAUUGAUGAUGAAACUGAAAGGAAGUUUCUGUGGCGAUAUAUCUUGAAAAAUGGCAAAGAGGAUGCAUAUUUCAUUGGAUUACAACUGAGUGUUGAUCAACGAGCUAGCUGGAUGGAUGGAACCCCAGUGAAUUUUUUAGCUUGGGCACCACACGAGCCCAACUUUGCAAACAAUGAUGAAAACUGCGUAGUUAUAUAUAAAAACUUAGGAUUUUGGAAUGAUAUAAACUGUGGAUAUCCAAAUCCUUAUGUAUGUGAAAGAUACAACAGUUCCAUUAAUGUGACUGUUCCUCCAACACAUUAUCCUAUGGCAGGAUGUCAAGAAAAUUGGCUUUUGUAUAAGAAUAAGUGUUAUAGAAUAUUUGGCUCUAAAGAAGAUGAGCGUAAAAGCUGGCAUGCUGCGAGGAAAGUUUGCAUGGAUUUAGGAGGAAAUCUGGCUACCAUACUUAAUGGAGAAGUGCAAGCUUUCCUCAUCUUUCAUUUAAAGGAUUCUGUAACUGACACAUGGAUUGGUUUAAAUGAUAUAAACCAUGAACUCAGGUUCCUUUGGACUGAUGGAAGUGGAGUAUACUAUACAAACUGGGCGAAUGGCUUUCCAUCUGGACAGGCGGAUUUAUACUCAUAUGAUAGCCAGGCUGACUGUGUUGUCAUGAGAAAUAAACCUAUAAAGGAGGCUGGGAAAUGGGUGGAUGAAAGCUGUGACAACAACAGAGGCUAUAUAUGCCAAACUAAUGCAGACCCUAAGUUGUCCCCUUCACCAACAACACUGCCACCAAAAUUUGUCCUUUUUGGUAACAGCAGUUAUGCCUUGAUCCAUUCACCAAUGAAAUGGGAGGAUGCCCGAAAAUCCUGUAGAAGUAAUCUCUCAGACCUUGCCAGCAUCUUGGAUCCAUACAGUCAUUCGUAUCUGUGGCUACAGAUAUUAAAGUAUGGGCAACCUAUAUGGAUUGGUCUUAAUAGCAAUAUGACAGAAGGCCAUUAUGAAUGGAUUGAUAACUGGAAAAUGAAGUAUACUAAGUGGGCAGAAGGGGAGCCAAAGCAAAAAAUAGCUUGUGUCUAUUUGGAUCUUGAUGGAGCCUGGAAGACAGGAUUUUGUAAUGAAAGCUACUUCUUUGUAUGUAAAAGGUCUAAUGUGAAGGCCCCCACUGAUCCUCCACAACUCCCAGGAACGUGUCCUGAAACAGCAGAACGUCGAUCUUGGAUCCCAUUCCGCGGCCAUUGUUACUACUUUGAAUCAUCACUUACUCGAAACUGGGCCCAGGCCUCCUUAGAAUGUCUCCGAUUAGGUGCUGCUUUAGUUUCAGUAGAAGAUUCAGCUGAAGUUGACUUUCUGGCACACAACAUAGAGCCUCUUGAAAGAAAAUCAUCAACUUUUUGGACAGGAAUGUACAGGAAUGUGGAUGGUCAGUGGUUGUGGUUAGACAACACUGCAGUGGAUUUUGUCAACUGGAAUGUAGGAGAACCUUCAAGCCAACAAAAUGAGCACUGUGUUGAAAUGUAUGCAAACUCUGGGCUCUGGAAUAAUAUUUAUUGCUCUUCCUAUAAAGGAUACAUUUGUAAAAGAUCCAAAAUUGUUGAAAUGAAAGCAACAGAGAAGCCACCAGACCAAAAGGCAGUAAAAAAAGGGAACAACACGAGGAAUGAGGUUCAUGCACCUUCCCACAACUCUACUGGGAUUGUAGCUAUUGUGGUGAUCCUUAUCCUAUUAGGAGCUGGCCUUGCAGGCUAUUUCUUUUACAGGAAGAGAAACAACCACUCAUCAACAAAUGACAGCUUUGAGAACAACUUGUAUUUUAAUAGUGAAACGGUUCCUGGAACUAGUGACACAAAGGACCUUGUGACCAAUAUUGAACAGAAUGAACAUGCUGCUCUUUAGUGUAAUAAAAUAAAGAUGUGCCUUGUUUUAAUAAAGCUAUGCAACUGGAAUUAAGCCAAAGCUAUUUUCUUGUGAGCAAAUGCUAUAGUAGUCAGGUUUUUUGGCUGUUUAUUCUUUUUACAUGUUAGCAUCUGCAGUUACUUUGUUUCAUAAUCAUGUUAUAUUUGUGUAAAAUUCCAGAUGUAGCCAAACAAAAGCGGGUCUUGUGAAAAGAUAAAGUGCUGCUGAAUUAUUAAAUGGAACAAGCAGAUGUACUUAAGAGAAUUUAAAAUGUAUAUGUGGCCAAUGAGAGUAAGACUUCAAGAUUUUACCAGACCUGUAUCAGCCACCAGACAUAUAUAACCAUCAGCCAUAAAGUCUGUCCAGCCCAUGCUAUUCAAAAUUGCUCUGUAAAGAACCUGCCUGUUUCUAAUAUCUUGCAAAUAUUCCUGGAAACCUCA
Molecule: messenger RNA, 4890 nt
Organism: Gavialis gangeticus (Gharial)
Lineage: Eukaryota; Metazoa; Chordata; Crocodylia; Gavialidae
Product: macrophage mannose receptor 1-like
Exons: 30
Coding region: 56-4450 (1464 amino acids)
Biological process (GO): receptor-mediated endocytosis
Cellular component (GO): plasma membrane
Molecular function (GO): signaling receptor activity
Source: RefSeq, a predicted model, not a curated record